CUUCAUUUCUAAUUAUUCUCGAAAUCGAGGAAGCUGCCUCGCAACUUCACAUCCGACGGUCCGGCCUCAAAUAUUUAUUACUUAAGCAAAAUUUCAUACAAUUUCAACACUAUAUAUACACCUGUUAUUUUCCUUAAUUUCCUACAGUAUUCCUUGCAAGAAUGGCGAUUGCAGGCAUAGCAAGAUCAUUCGCCGGCAGAGCUUUCAAGCUCCGCCUCCCCUUCCGCCGUCGUUCCAAGCCCAAAACCCAAGACCCUUCUCCUGAAACCACCACCCACGGCGGUGGCGGGCUGAAAAGUAGUAAGGAAGAAGAGUUCCGGCAGGUUUUUCGGUACUUCGAUGCAAACAACGACGGCAAGAUUUCCGCCGAGGAGUUGAGUGCUUAUUUCGCGUCCACAGGCGAUACCGUGUCGCUCGAGGAGGCCGAGAAGAUCAUACGGGAGUUCUCGAACGACGGCGCCGAGGAGUCGUUGUUGUUGGAGUUCGGGGAGUUCGUGCGGAUGAUGGAACUGCGAGACGCCGAGGAUGAUAAGGUUCUCAGGCAGGCUUUCGAGGUGUACGUGGUGGAGAAGGACGGCGGGUGCAUCACGCCGGAGGGGCUCCGGCAGGUGCUCCGCCGUCUUGGGGACGUGAAAUCGCAUCAGGAAUGUGAGGCCAUGAUUCGGGUUUUCGAUCUUGAUGGGAAUGGGGUGCUGGAUUUCCAUGAAUUUCAUAAAAUGAUGACCUAGAUUGUUCUCGACAUUUUUGAACAAUUAAGAAAAGCUGAUUCCUCCAUUGCAACUGAUGUUAAUCUAGUUCACAAUUGAUGUUUUUAAGAUUGUAUAUAAAUACUUGGAAUUGAGUAUGUGAAUUUGGAUGAAAUUAUGACAUAAUCAGUGCACUUUGCGGCUGGUCAAUUGUGUUGCACAAAGAUUGUAAGUGUUUGACUAUGUAUGAUUUUGGU
Sesamum indicum (sesame) is the source of this 943-nucleotide messenger RNA. Its product is annotated as putative calcium-binding protein CML41. The record is from RefSeq and is a predicted model, not a curated record. Lineage: Eukaryota; Viridiplantae; Streptophyta; Magnoliopsida; Lamiales; Pedaliaceae. Gene Ontology annotation, molecular function: calcium ion binding.